Chrysochloris asiatica (Cape golden mole) is the source of this 2916-nucleotide messenger RNA. RefSeq names its product GA binding protein transcription factor, beta subunit 1 (gene GABPB1). Gene Ontology annotation, cellular component: nucleus. The transcript is spliced from 9 exons. NCBI's taxonomy places the organism in Eukaryota, Metazoa, Chordata, Mammalia, Afrosoricida, Chrysochloridae. The record is from RefSeq and is a predicted model, not a curated record. Gene Ontology annotation, molecular function: transcription cis-regulatory region binding; protein binding. The coding region runs from base 419 to 1570 and encodes 383 amino acids. Gene Ontology annotation, biological process: positive regulation of transcription by RNA polymerase II.
UUUCUUUGUGUGGCAGCUGUAGAAAUGACAUUUUCCUCUCCUCCAUAAAAAAUAAAAAUUACAUAUCUCCCCCCUUUCACUUUUCUAACUGGGGUCAGGGGUGGGUGGGAGAAGCAUCUGCUGACGAGGACAGGGGCGGAAAAGGCUGAGGCUAAGGGAUUGAGGGCCGGGUCCGGGAGGGAUGCUGGGAGCUUUGACUCACUCGCACACCAUGUGUCCUUCCGCGCGCAGCACGGGGGACUUUUCGGUGGGGAUUUUGGGCGCCGACCAGACGCGGCAUUUUCGGAAAAUAGCGCCCUGUGCAGCUGAAGCACUUUGUGUGUAGCGGGGCCGCGUCAGCCCGGCCGGGUACGAGGUGCCUCGGGUCCCCGCACCACCUCCUGCUGCUCCCCCGUCGCCGCUCCCGAAGCUUUUCCAGAUGUCCCUGGUAGAUUUGGGAAAGAAGCUUUUAGAAGCCGCACGAGCAGGUCAAGAUGAUGAAGUUCGUAUUUUGAUGGCAAAUGGAGCUCCUUUUACUACAGACUGGCUGGGAACUUCUCCACUUCAUCUAGCAGCACAAUAUGGGCAUUAUUCCACCACAGAGGUGCUACUCCGAGCUGGUGUAAGUAGGGAUGCCAGAACCAAAGUGGACCGGACACCGUUACAUAUGGCAGCUUCUGAGGGCCAUGCCAGCAUAGUAGAAGUUUUGCUUAAGCAUGGUGCUGAUGUCAAUGCAAAAGACAUGCUGAAGAUGACAGCUCUACAUUGGGCCACAGAACACAAUCAUCCAGAGGUGGUGGAACUUUUAAUCAAAUAUGGUGCUGAUGUACACACACAGAGUAAAUUUUGUAAAACUGCAUUUGAUAUUUCAAUAGACAAUGGGAAUGAAGAUUUAGCAGAGAUUUUGCAGAUUGCAAUGCAGAACCAAAUCAACACAAACCCGGAGAGUCCUGACACUGUGACGAUACAUGCCGCUACCCCACAGUUUAUCAUUGGACCUGGAGGGGUGGUGAACCUGACAGAUGAAACGGGUGUAUCUGCUGUUCAGUUUGGAAACUCAUCUACAUCAGUAUUAGCUACAUUAGCUGCCAUAGCCGAAGCAUCUGCUCCAUUGUCCAAUUCUUCAGAAACUCCAGUAGUGGCCACGGAAGAAGUAGUUACAGCAGAAUCUGUAGAUGGUGCAAUUCAACAAGUAGUGAGUUCAGGGGGUCAGCAAGUUAUCACAAUAGUUACAGAUGGAAUUCAGCUUGGAAAUUUGCACUCUAUUCCAACCAGUGGAAUUGGUCAGCCCAUCAUUGUGACCAUGCCAGAUGGACAACAAGUAUUAACAGUACCAGCAACAGACAUUGCUGAAGAAACUGUUAUAAGUGAAGAACCACCAGCUAAGAGACAAUGUAUCGAAAUAAUUGAAAACCGGGUGGAAUCUGCAGAAAUAGAAGAGAGAGAGGCUCUUCAGAAACAGCUGGAUGAAGCAAAUCGAGAAGCACAAAAAUAUCGACAACAGCUCCUAAAGAAAGAACAGGAAGCAGAGGCCUACAGACAGAAAUUAGAAGCAAUGACGCGUCUUCAGACUAAUAAAGAAGCUGUUUAAUUGAAAUGAACAUGUAGUUUGAUUUUCCUUUUGGUCAAGAAAGAAUACAAUUUUGAACUGUACACGAUACGGGUACAGUCAUGAGAAUACAGGAUAAUAAAGAGACUACAGAUUGAUAAUUGGACUUAAGCCAUGAGCUCUGCAUUCUUGUAUUAUAAAACUUUAGAAGUUGUGAAAUGUAUUUAAAACUGAAUUCUGUAAAUAGUUUUGUUUUUUUACAGUUCCAAGUGAGUUGAUAAAAGAUUAAGAGAUCCAAAAACACAACAAGCCACUGUUUUGGUGAAUUCUUUAUGAUUUUAGUACGAAACUUAAUUUCUCAGAAACAGAACAGUUUUAAGGGUGAUCGUUGUUGAUUAGACCAAAUGUUGUGUAUAAUUAUGUGGUGGACUGAUGCUGGAAUUAUUCUGUAGGUAUAAACUUCUAUAUGAAGAGAAGAUUUCUCCCAGGAAAUCUUUGUACAGCUUUGCGUUGUCUCAGACUCUGAAAACAUUUUCUAGAAAAAGCGAAACUUUUAUAUUUGUUCAAUUUCAGCUAUUACCCAAGUAGAUUUACAUGUAUAUGAAGCAAAUAUUUUUAAAUUUUUUCUGUUUGUACAUAUUUUGCAUGUUUUCUAAUUUCAACAUGCAUCACUUGCAUAGGUAUUUUUCCCAAGAAGAUGAUGAAAGUUACUAGGGGAAAAAAGCCUUUUAUUCUACAGGCCAUUGAAAUGAAGUAAGCUAGCAGCUUUUUAUUGGAAUGACAAUGUCCUUGGAAGAAGCAGCUUACAAGAGAACUUGAAUUUGCAAAAUCUAUGCUUUUUUGAAAAUUUCAUAGUGGGGACGUGAACCUGUCUUCUGUGCCUUCUAUCAUGGUUUCCACAUGAAAGCACUUUAAGGCACUGGAUUUUAAGAUAAUGUUUCUGGAAAACUCAAUGCAUAUGGGCUUCUGAAAUGCUUCAUGGACUCAUUUCCUCCCCAGGAAAUUAUUCUUAAGGAAAAAAAAAAAAAUUGUUUUUGUAUGUAGACCGAGCUGUUUUUGUAAUACAGUGAUGCUCCAGGUGUGUGUGACCUGACUUUUACUUUUCCCUGUGAAGAUUGUACUGCUGUGCCCACACUCAUCCCAAGACUGCUCACUUCCACAGUGUAUGGGCAUUUGACUACGACAUACUCUUCUUUUUUUUUUUAAAGACCUACUUCAGGCCCCUCUUCUUGACUUUCUUUUUAAAUGUUUUAUUGCUUUAUGAAAAUGUUUAUCUAGCCCUAAAACCCCUCUAGAUUACCUAUACUGUAUAAAAGAAAAAGCAAUUACCCUUAAAACUGUACUCUGGCCUACUUUUCUAUUUUACAAUUAAAUAUCUUUUCCACAUA